AUGGCUCUGUACAACCAAACUGUGGAUUUCCUUUCCGAUGCCUUCUCAAAGAAUCAGGCUCAACUUCCAUUACUAGCGGUGACUGGGGCUUCAUUCACACUUGGUUUACUCGCUCGAUCCAUUUUCCCUCGAAAUGAACCGCUCCAGACUGUUCUGGUCUCGCCUCGAUCGACAGUCUUGCCUGGUAUAUCCGAGUCGGAGAAUCGCCAGCUGCCUCUACCGGCUGAUGUCCUACCCGGUGCUCGUGAUGUAGAUAGCCCGUACGGAUCGAUCCGAGUGUAUGAAUGGGGCCCCGAAGAUGGUCCCAAGGUGUUGUUCGUGCACGGUAUCACCACGCCGUGUAUUGCGCUCGGCGGGGUGGCCCAUGCGCUGGUGGAUCGCGGCUGCCGUGUGAUGCUAUUUGACCUGUUCGGAAGAGGAUAUUCCGACUGCCCUGCUGAUCUUCCACAGGAUGACCGUCUCUUCUCAACACAGAUCUUCCUUGCUCUGACAUCAUCGCCUAUCUCUUGGACAGGUGUGGAGUCUGGUAAAUUCUGCCUUACCGGGUAUUCCCUAGGGGGUGGCAUUGCCGCUGCCUUUGCAUCCUACUUUCCUCACCUUCUGUCGUCAUUGGUGCUCUUAGCCCCUUCGGGCUUGCUCCGCGAUUCGCACAUCAGUUUCCAGAGUCGACUCCUUUACUCAAAGGGUCUUAUGCCUGAGAAUAUCUUAACGUCCUUGGUUAGGCGUCGAUUGAGAGCUGGCCCAUUGACAACGCCCCAGCCCAAGAACGCGAAGCUUAAUGCCGCAAAUGCACUCACCGAGGAACUGCCUUCCCAAAGCGCUGCAGCAACUCAGAUUCUGUCCCGAAACUACCCUCACAUCAACAUCCCGUCUACUGUGGCGUGGCAGGUGAACAAUCAUACUGGGUUUGUCCAUGCGUUCAUGUCUAGCAUGCGUUAUGGCCCAAUCCUACGAGAGCGCCAAUGGAACACAUGGAAGCGUCUCGGCGAGUAUUUAACUACACAGAAUGCCACCUCAGGCAGCGAAAACAAGAGGUCGACAGAUAACAAAGUCCACAUUCUGUGCGGCAACAAUGAUCCAAUCAUUGUCAAAAGUGAGCUUGUUCCAGAUGCCACAGCUGCCCUCGGUGGCAAUGUUGUCUUCAAAUUCUACGAAGCAGGACAUGAGUUCCCCAGCACCAAGUACGAGGAAGUAGCGUCUUACAUUUUCGAGGUACUAUGA
Molecule: messenger RNA, 1221 nt
Organism: Penicillium griseofulvum
Lineage: Eukaryota; Fungi; Ascomycota; Eurotiomycetes; Eurotiales; Aspergillaceae
Product: alpha/beta hydrolase
Exons: 2
Coding region: 1-1221 (406 amino acids)
Biological process (GO): regulation of lipid storage
Cellular component (GO): endoplasmic reticulum
Source: RefSeq, a predicted model, not a curated record